CAACAACAUGGCUAAUAAUCCAGCACCUGGAGCUUCCUCCUCCUCUUCCAAGCUGCAACAGCAGCUUCUUACUUGCUCACUCUGCUUCCUCUUGAUGGUCAACCUCUCCCACAAAAUCGUGCAGUCUGCUGAGGCUGCCCCUGAUAAAGAUGGAUGGACGGCAAGCCGAGGCAACAGCAGCACGAAAUCAUCAGAGCUUUGCAGCAGCAGCAGCAGCAGCAUUGACACCGCGACAUUUCUGCCCCCGCCAUACUCCAACAUCACCAUGGCCUGUACCCCUCUCUGGAACAACUUCGUCCUCAGGUACCACAAGGGAGAAGACAAUGUGAUGACAUUUGUGCUAUCUGUGGUUUACACGAGCGGAUGGGUGGGGAUGGGAUUCUCCAAGAACGGGCUGAUGGUGGGAUCCAGCGCGGUGGUUGGGUGGGUGACCAAGAAAGGAACUCCAAUGGUGAAGCAAUACUACCUCCAAGGGUCCAAACAGUCACAGGUAGUGGCAGAUGCAGGGGAACUUGACCUCAACCACAUUCCCCCGGCGGCCGUCCUCCACCCCCCGCACAUUUACUUGGCGUUUCAGGCCAAGUUCGACAGGCCUCUUCUCAAGCAGCCCAUCAUUCUGGCUUUUGGGACCAAAUACCCCGGUCACCACCACUAUCGCUUGUCACACCACGACGACAAGACCACCAUUUUGUUCGACUUCUCUGCAGGCCCAGAAUCAGCAGUGGUGAUUGAUGCUGGGGAAAUGAAGAGAAACCAUGGGGUAUUGGCGACAUUAGGGUGGGGUGUUCUGUUACCUGCUGGAGCCAUUGUUGCCAGAUACCUGAGGGAGAAAGAUCCAUUGUGGUUCUAUCUCCAUUCCAUCAUCCAGUUCCUUGGGUUUCUCUUGGGGCUUGCUGCUGUAGUCCUGGGACAGAAGCUAUACAUGGAGACCAAUAACGCCCAACUACUGCCACACAGAGGGAUAGGAAUCUUCAUUCUCACCCUCGCCAUUCUUCAGAUACUGGCGUUUUUCUUGAGACCAAACAAGGAGUCCAAGAUCAGGAGGUACUGGAACUGGUACCAUGCCUGGAUAGGGAGAGCUGCUCUUUUCUUUGCAGCGGUCAACGUUGUGCUGGGGAUCCAUAUGGGACAUGCUGGGACUGCUUGGAAGGUUAUGUAUGCCUUGAUUCUAACAACCAUCCUGGUCACAGUCAUAACUCUUGAAGCAUUGCAACGAUUGAGGUGGAGACCGGAGAAGAACACUGAUGACAUCAACAACCAUCAUCCUCAUGCAUCCAACUUACAGAUGAACUCCAAUGCAAUAAUGUAAUUUGUAUGAUACCAUCUCUAGUACAUUGUAAAAUUUGCAUAGAUUAGCAUGAUUGUUGUACCAAUGGAAGGCAAGAUCCACCUAAUAUGGUUUCUCAAGGUGUUCAUUAUUGCCUUUGGAGGUGUGAUGAUUACUCAUUUCUGCAAUAAUGCAUCUGGUUUGGUCAGUCUUCCAUGUGAUUAUGAUUCUUUUCAACUUUGAUCAGAUCUUAUUUACCUUAC
Linum tenue is the source of this 1530-nucleotide messenger RNA. Lineage: Eukaryota; Viridiplantae; Streptophyta; Magnoliopsida; Malpighiales; Linaceae. The record is from the annotation of a GenBank genome assembly.